Molecule: messenger RNA, 2098 nt
Organism: Cyclopterus lumpus (lumpfish)
Lineage: Eukaryota; Metazoa; Chordata; Actinopteri; Perciformes; Cyclopteridae
Gene: napbb
Product: N-ethylmaleimide-sensitive factor attachment protein, beta b
Exons: 11
Coding region: 124-1014 (296 amino acids)
Biological process (GO): regulation of synaptic vesicle priming; SNARE complex disassembly; intracellular protein transport
Cellular component (GO): terminal bouton; vacuolar membrane; synaptobrevin 2-SNAP-25-syntaxin-1a complex
Molecular function (GO): soluble NSF attachment protein activity; syntaxin binding
Source: RefSeq, a predicted model, not a curated record
GCUGGUACACGCCUACGCCGAAUAAACCCCGUCCACUGUAAUCCUCACUGUACACAACGGAAAUCCUCUGCGGGUAUUUUCUUUUUUUCCUCGCCAUAAGUUUGUCUCAAAUAAAGCAAAGAAAUGGACAACAGCGGGAAAGAGAAGGAAGCGAUUCAGCUAAUGGCCGACGCGGACAAAAGAGUCAAGUCCUCCGGCUCUUUUCUGGGAGGGAUGUUUGGAGGAGGACCUCAAAAAGUGGAAGAAGCAUGCGAGAUGUACUGCAGAGCGGCCAACAUGUUCAAGAUGGCCAAGAACUGGAGCGCUGCUGGAAGUGCGUUCUGCAAGGCCGCUCGUCUCCACAUGCAGCUGCAGAACAAACAUGACUGCGCCACCAGCUUCAUCGAUGCGGGAAAUGCUUUCAAGAAGUCUGACCCCAAUGAGGCAAUCAAGUGUUUAAAUGCGGCCAUCGAUAUAUACACAGACAUGGGAAGAUUCACCAUCGCAGCCAAACACCACAUCAACAUUGCAGAGAUCUACGAGUCCGAACUGGUGGAUAUCGAGAAGGCUAUUGCACAUUAUGAACAAGCAGCAGACUACUACAAAGGGGAGGAAUCCAACAGCUCUGCCAACAAGUGUCUGCUGAAGGUGGGGGGUUAUUGUGCUCAGCUGGAGCAGUACCAGAGGGCCAUUGAGAUCUACGAGCAGGUCGGAUCCAACACGAUGGACAACCCGCUGCUCAAAUACAGCGCCAAAGAGUAUUUCUUCAAAGCCUCCCUGUGUCAUUUCAUCGUGGACGAGCUCAACGCUAAGAUUGCCGUCGAAAAAUACGAGGAGAUGUUCCCGGCGUUCUCCGACUCUCGAGAAUGCAAACUGUUGAAGAAACUUCUUGAUGCUCAUGAGGAACAGAACUGCGACGCGUUCACAGAGGCAGUGAAGGAGUUCGACGCGAUCUCCCGUCUGGACCAGUGGCACACGGCCCUCCUGCUGCGCAUCAAGAAGACCAUCCAGGGCGACGAAGGGGAUUUGAAAUGAAAGAAGAAACCCCCACAACACAACACAGCAUGGAGGGACAAACACAUCACGCAUGCUUUCACACACACACACACACACACACACUUCCACUCAGCUCACUGUGUAUAACAUCUGGAGAUGAGUGUCUGUUGAUGACUUUGAUGAAUAUUCCACUGCUCUACCGUCAGGAGUCCCGUCUUUGCUUUUUCCUUCCUAACAUAUCUGAACCGGGUCAGAAUGUAGAUCCUCUCGUCUAGAGGAUUGCUGCGUACCUCCUUCUGCUGAAGUCCGUCCUGGGGGACUUCAGAGCGGUACAUUGUAUUGAAACCGAUGCUAGUAUUGACAACGAGCACUGCGCGUUUUGUACAAUUAUCGUUUCCUGGUCGAGAUGCAGUUUUUUUUUAAUCAUUUUAUUCUCUCUCUAUAUAUAUUUAAACAGAUUAUUUAAAUGUUUCAGUUUGUUCUACGUUGAGAAUCGUCGUGGUGCGUAUGCGUUUCCAGAAUGUACCUUUGUAUUCGUUUUAGUUAUUUGUCGGGAGUAUAAAAGGGAAGGGCUCAAACUCCAUGUCCCGAUUGUUCAUAAAACUAAGUCAUUGCAGCCACGAGGGAAAAAAAAAAAUUCUGAUUCCAUUUGUAUCACCAACCAAUGGGAGAGACUCUUCUUGAAGAAGGGCGAUGAUAUGCACCAAGUGUAGACUGUUAAACAUUUGUAUCGAACCACAUCCAUGGAGCCCUCACACACACACACACACACACAAACUUACACACUCUAUUACCUUUAAGAUUUGUUGAUGUAAUAAUACUUUGAAAGUAUGUUUGAAUGAAAAAGCACUGACACGGAAACCUGUACUCGUUGUUUCCAGGCCAGUCUUUGUGGGGGUGGGGGUGGGGGGGGUAACGGGCAUCACUAGUCACUCAUCCAGUAUUGUGAACGCAUCGUUGAGGGUUUACGACCGCAGUGCGAGGCCGAGCAUGUCAUUGUGGGUAGAUUAGCGUGGUCACAUUCACUCGCGUGAGCCAGACCAACGUUUUUACUCGAGGGUGCCGUGGGUAUGAUCUGUAUGCCUGGUGCAAAUGGACGAUAAUAAAGAUAUUAAAUUCCCGG